Leguminivora glycinivorella is the source of this 2239-nucleotide messenger RNA. RefSeq names its product gastrula zinc finger protein XlCGF57.1-like. NCBI's taxonomy places the organism in Eukaryota, Metazoa, Arthropoda, Insecta, Lepidoptera, Tortricidae. The record is from RefSeq and is a predicted model, not a curated record. The transcript has 2 exons. Bases 207 to 1697 code for a protein of 496 amino acids. Gene Ontology annotation, molecular function: RNA polymerase II cis-regulatory region sequence-specific DNA binding; DNA-binding transcription factor activity. Gene Ontology annotation, biological process: regulation of transcription by RNA polymerase II.
AGUUAUACUUCCGUGUGUAAAUUUGUAAAAUACACUUUUUGGAGUUUUUGCCUUUGGUGACUUUUUGUCUCGUCGUCGAUUUGUCGCUUUUCUCUGGCAAAUUGAUUACACACUUAUCUUUGUUUUCAUUUAUUUUUGUGUCGAUUAUAACACGAAAACCUUGCUGAGAUAUUGAGAGUGCGAGUUGUGACGCGGGACCGUGAGAGAUGGAGCCGAGUGCCGAGUCUGGCAGCAUGUCGCUGGCGCGCGUGAAGCUGGAGCCCGAGACGGACCAGUCGGAAAUGAUCAUUGUUAAAGAAGAAGCUGUAUUCCUGGAUGAAGAGGAGCGCGUGAAGGAGGAGUGGUCGGACAGCACGGCCGGGCGCGGCGUGAGCGAGGCAGCCAUGCUGGCCGACUUGUACAUCGAGCACGAGGUGAAGGACGAGCUCGUGCUGGGGCCGGAGCGCCCGCACCGCCCCGUAGCCGCCCCGGCCGCCCUAUCUUACCGUGUCGCAGCGUCCGCUGAACAUAAACCUUUCUGGUGUUGUCAAUGUGACUACAAGUGUAAAAGCAAAUCAAAUUUACAGAAGCACCUGUUGACACACAAAGACGAAAAGCCUUUCAGGUGUAGCCACUGUGACUACAAAUGUAAACGACAAGCCAAUUUAAAGUCUCACCUGAUUACUCACUCUGACGAAAAACCUUUCGAGUGUAGUCUAUGUGACUACAAGUGCCGAAGCAAAGCAUAUUUACGGAAGCACCUGUUGACACACACAGGGGAGAAGCCAUUUAAAUGUAGCCACUGUGACUACAAAUGUAAACAACAAGCCAAUUUAAAUUCUCACCUGUUGACACACACAGACGAAAAGCCUUUCAGGUGUAGCCACUGUGACUACAAAUGUAAACAACAAGCCAGUUUAAAGUCUCAUCUGAUUACUCACUCUGACGAAAAACCUUUCGAGUGUAGUAAAUGUGACUACAAGUGCCGAAGUAAAGCAUACUUACGGAACCACCUGUUGACACACACAGGGGAGAAGCCAUUUAGUUGUAGCCACUGUGACUACAAAUGUAAACAACAAGCCAAUUUAAAUUCUCACCUGUUGACACACACAGACGAAAAGCCUUUCAGGUGUAGCCACUGUGACUACAAAUGUAAACAACAAGCCAAUUUAAAGUCUCACCUGAUGACUCACUCUGACGAGAAGCCUUUCAGAUGUAGCCACUGUGACUACAAGUGUAGACAAAAAGCAAAAUUAAAUUCUCAUCUGAUUACUCACUCUGACGAAAAACCUUUCGAGUGUAGUCAAUGUGACUACAAGUGUCGUAGCAAAGCAUAUUUACGGAAGCACCUGUUGACACACACAGAGGAGAAGCCAUUUAGUUGUAGCCACUGUGACUACAAGUGUAGAAGAAAAGCAGAUUUACGGAAGCACCUGUUGCCAGUGCCACACACAGACGAGAAGCCAUUUAGUUGUAGCUUCUGUGACUUCAAGUGUAAACUUAAAUCUCAAUUAAAUUCUCACGUGAUUACUCACUCUGACGAAAAACCUUUCGAGUGUAGUCAAUGUGACUACAAGUGUAGAAGAAAAGCAAAUUUACGGAAUCACAUUUUGACACACACAGACGAGAAGCCUUUCAGCUGUAGCAACUGUUACUACAAGGGUAAGAGAAAAUCAGAUUUACGGAGGCACCUGUUGAUUCACGCAGUCCACAUAUAGACGAUAAGAUAUUUAGUUGUAGCCACUGUGACUACAAGUGUAGAAGUAAAACCAAUUUGAACUCUCAUCUGAUGACUCGCAGACACUGACGAGAAGCCUUUUAGCUGUAGCCACUGUGGCUACAAGUGUAGAAGUAAAACCAAUUUGAACUCUCAUCUGAUGACUCACAGACACUGACGAGAAGCCUUUUAGCUGUAGCCACUGUGGCUACAAGUGUAGACGGAAAUAUCAAUUACAGUCUCAUCUGUUUACUCACUCUGACGAAGAAACUUGUGAGUGUAGUCAGUGUGACUAUAAGGGUACCUAAAAGAAAAUCGGAUUUACGGAGACACCUGUUGACAGUGUUGACAUUGACACACCAAAUACCCUAUUAAGUGUGUACGAAAGGAUUUUGGAAACAUGCACGAGUUCAAUCAAACGUAGUGGUACACUUGUUUACAUAAUUAGAGAAUUCAGUUUACUUCUUCGCCGGUGACCAUAAUAUCGUCACCCUAGUUCACAAUCGUACUAACAUCUUAUAGUAGCAGUAGUAACACGCUUUA